Molecule: messenger RNA, 1495 nt
Organism: Coregonus sp. 'balchen'
Lineage: Eukaryota; Metazoa; Chordata; Actinopteri; Salmoniformes; Salmonidae
Source: the annotation of a GenBank genome assembly
AUGCACAACUUCAUCUGUGGUUUGUUUUUGUCUCUCUUUAUUGUCUUGGUUCAGGAGAUGUUCGAGGCUCUGUUCCUGUCCUAUGAUGAGCGGGUGACAUUCCAGCUGUUCAAGAGUUUCCGGCGUGUCCGCCUCAACUUCAGCAACCCCAAAGCUGCCGCCAGCGCCAGGAUAGAGCUGCACGAAACGCCCUUCAGGGGCAAGAAGCUCAAACUCUACUUCGCCCAGGUCAGUAGUUAUACAGUACAACAAGCAGAACUGACUGCCAUAGACUGUGACUUUGAUUUACCCUUAUGAUAGUUCUGUUACCUAUUGUUGGAAGGAGUUUAUUUAUAUUUUUACAGGGACAGUGCACAUGAAUCAACGUUUCAGUAAAAGUGCCGGUUUUAGACAGCCGGCUAAUUUUCAACCGCAGCCCCUGGGCAGGUUAUUAAAAACAAUUCGAAUAAUAAUGCAGACAAACCAUGAGCAGUGAGCACAUGCAGAGCAACAUAGAACAAGCAACAUGUAGCAUGCAGACAGAGGAAUUAAGACACAUUGUCACUAGCUUUAGUUAUGGUGUAUAGUUCAGGGGAAUAAAUGUGUUUAUGGAAAAUGUGUACGUUUUGUCACCGAUGCAGUGUGACUAACUUUAAAAGCCUCUCCAGGGUGUGUGUGUGUGUGUGUGCCGUCCUUCUUGCAGCAGCAUGUGAUUGCUCCACAUUAGCCAAUAGGCCUGUCUAAUUCCUUUCCCAAAGGCUAUCAGGGUCUUAAACACUCCGCUGAGGCAGAAAGAAGUCCAUGAGUUAUUCUCCAGUUAGAGAUGACCUAAUAUCAACCUAACCUCCGUUUCCCCUGAAAAGUGGGGACUCCGCUCAGCUGUCUUUCUACGCCUGCUACAUUAGGUUAAUUUGCAUGUGAUCUGCACUAAUUUAGGCCUAUUAGCCUUUAGUCAAGAUGACUAACUACCAACUGUAGCUCAGUUGGUAGAGCAUGGCGCUUGCAACUCCAGGGUUCUGGGUUCGUUUCCCACGGGGGGCCAGUAUGAAAAUGUAUGCACUCACUAACUGUAAGUCGCUCUGGAUAAGAGCGUCUGCUAAAUGACUAAAAUGUCAAAAUAAAAUAAAAUGACAGGCCUGGUGGCGAUGAUGUGGGUCUGUACCCCUGUAGACUAGGUUUUUGUUCAAGCCCAUUACUAAGAGACGUUGGAUUCAAACCUAUUCAUUAAGAAUUGGUUUCUUUCUUUCUCUCUCCCUCUCUCUUUCCCUCCCUCCCUCAGGUCCAGAACCCAGUAUCAGACAGUGAUAACCUGCACCUGGCUCCUCCUCAGCCCUCUAAACAGUUCCUCAUCUCCCCUCCUGGCUCACCGCCCAUUGGCUGGCAGCAGAUAGACGAGGCCACGGCCGUCAUCAACUACGACCUGCUCUAUGCUGUGGCCAAACUGGGCCCCGGUGAGUCAUACCACUAUAUAGUACAUACUGUUUCUUACAGAGAAACCGCUUGCUGUCAGUUUUAG